GCUAUAUGCGGACCAGAUAUUGAAGCGUAUGUUUUACUACAUAAAGGUGAUUCUGAAAAAAUUGUGUCUCCUUGAAAUUUGUUUACUAAGUCGUGGUGAUGAUUGAAUAUGUCAGUCGUCAUGAAAUGUUUAGUCCGUCCUUGUCUUGGAUCACUAAGUCAGGUGUUCACUUGGAGUACACUCCCGAAGACACGCUUAAAAGUGGAAUAUUUGUGGGUGAAGAGAAUGCUUCACCACUUGAAACUGUACCGAUGUUAGUUUCGGAGUUUUGCAGCAAUAACAGUGAAGUUAAGGUUCUUGGACCUCAAUCGAACUCGGAAGAUGACCACCCGACACCAUUUAAUAUACACUUCUCGAACAAAACAGGUGAUAAUGCUGAGGGUGUUAAAGGAGUACCCAACAUUACAAGUGGUUCUGAGGGAACGCUUUCAGUGGACUGUGAUGGUGAACCUUACAACACUGAUGCGAAGAAACCGACUAAAAAUCCCAUAUCUUCGAGAAAGCCGAUCAGUUUCCUGAAGCGACAUCAAGGCGUAUCUGCUUGGUGUAGUAGACUAAAAAAGCAGGGAUUACCAGUUACCGAUCCAGCAGCAGAGUUGCUCAAGCGUCAGUGUACGGAUUCAUCGCAAACUUCAAUUGUUCGGAAAUCUGCAUUGAAAAAACAGUCUGAGCUGUCAAAAUCAAACAUACAACAAACCAUCGUCAAUAAUGGUGUUUUAGUCCCACCUACUGUUGAAAAUUCAAAUAUAUCACAAUAUGAUCAACCAGUGACUAAGAUUAAAUCUAGACAUUCGAAUCAUACAACUACUAUUCCCACAUUAAAUAUGAAAGAAAAUAAAACGGAACAAUCGAAUAAAGAUGUUAACGAUGAACCACAUAGUAAUAAUUGUCUUGACGGAAACGAUGAUCACUGUCAGAAUCCAAUUCGAUCACUAGUCGAUUCGUCAAAUUUACAAACACUAUCAACUAAUCAUUUAUCCAUGGAAUCCAUUCAUUCUAAUUUGAAUGAUACAAAUAAAGAAGCCAUUGAUUUAAAAGAAUUUGAAUUACUUGAAGAAUUUGCUGAAACAUCAUCAUUCUCCAAUCUGAAUACAUCAUAUAUUUCGAAACUAUAUAAAACCAAUUCAAUCUUACAUAGAAAUGGUAAACAAACGAAAGAAAUGCUUCAAGCUGAUCUGUCACCAACCAUCUGUUGUAAUUAUAAAGAGUCAAUAAAAAUGGGGCAACCAAGUUCACAUGCUCAAAUCCAUUCGAGAAACUUGGUCAAAGAUGAUAUUUUAAUUGGAGAUAAAAUCCAUCGAAACGAUACAGUAAAUCAUCUCAUAAGUGAAUCACAUGAUGCUAAAAUAGCAAGUGAUUUCAAUUUGCCUAAUAAUAAUAGUGAGGACUGUAAUGUCGAAAGUAUAUUGGGUAUCCCAGGUUCACUAGAUAAUCAAUGUAAAGUAACGCGUUUUCAUAUAGUGAAAUCACCAUGUAAUCAAUCUCAAUCAUCAUCAGUAACAAAUAAUCAACAAUUGGAAUUGUCUAACGAACAUCAAUUGUCUUCGAUGAAACAAUUCAGUUCUUCAACUCCUGAUGAAUAUGAUUUCGAUGAUUCACAUUCAUGGAGUUUCAGUACUUCAGAUAUAAAUGAUGCAAAAUUGUUGACUGGAUAUAAUUUGUCCGAUGUAUCACUUACUAAUUGUGACGAUUUUAUAAAUCAACCGAAUGAAUCAACACUUGUUCGUUCCAUGUCAACAUUUACUUCAAAUAAAAUUAACUCUUCAUUACCUGGUCAAUCUGUCAAAGCUAUUCAAAGUAUCAAUUCUUCCUCGGAAAAAGUUGAUCGUGUUGUUUAUACCGAAAAAUCCUCUGAAACUGUUAAAUACAACCAGAAAUCUAUUUCUUCUCAUAGUAAUGAUGAGUCUAUCAAUGUCGUUAAUGGAUUGAAUGAUGAACAGUUAAUUGAUGAACAGAAUCCCAGUAAUCAGAAAAGUACAACUAACAAUGAUCAAAGUGUUUUAAAACAUUGGAUUAGUAGAUUGGAAGCAGAAGUUAAACGUUUCAAAGUAGAAAAUACUAAUUUAAAUAAACUGAAAAUAGAAGCUCAAGAUAGUUUACGUAAACUUGAAUUGGAAAAAAGUCGUUUUGACGAGAAUAAAAUUAAGGAACGAAAAGAAUUCGAAGAAUACAAAGAGAAUGAGAUUAGAAAAUUAAAAAAGGAAAGACGUGUUUUAGAAGAAUAUCAACGUGCUCUAAGAACUAUGCCGAACAAGAAAGAUCGUGAAGAAAUUGAACGUCUUAAACAAGAACUUGAAGAGUCUCGUGUUGAUAUGGGUAAACGUGAAGUUCGUUGGCAUGCUGCUCUAAGCCGAUUACGUACUCGAAUUGAUGAAUUUGAAACAGAACGUAAUGAACUUAAAGGACGUAUAAGUAGAUUAGAAGAAGAACGUAUAUCAUUACAAGCUAAAUUAGCUAAAUUACAAGUAACUUGUAAUAAUAAUGAAUCGAAUUCAAUAAAACAACGAUCAUCUUCAGCACUUCGUCAGACAGUGAAUUCAAUCUCACAAUCUAUUAGUCUAACUCCGCUUAAUAAUAAUAAUGAUGAUGAUGUAUCGAAGAUCACAAAUAAUACAUACUGUCAACGUUCAAGACAAUUAUCACGUACACGUUCUUCAUCAUCAUCAGCGUCAUCAAUCUCUCGACCUUCAACAAAAGUAAACAAACCUGGAAUAAUCAAUAAUCAUAAACAGAAUACUAUUUCUUCUUCGAAUAAAGUCUCUAGCAUGAUCCCUCAAUUGAAUAAUAAUCAUAAUAGUAAUAAAUUAUGUCACCAAGAGUCUAAUUCACCUGUUACUACUGGUACACGUGAAAGUAUUGCUAGUGGUGGAGGUUAUUUCACCGGAGAUGAUGACUCUGUCUCAAAUGGUGGAAGCAGUGAACGAGUAGUUCGUUUAUCUUCACGUCCAAACAAUUUCAUUAGCAACAAUAAUGGUGAUGAUCAUAGUAGUAACGUUGCUAUCAUUUCUAAUGAUAAUCGUAAGAAUACUAGUGAACAAGAGAAGGAGUCAAUGGGUUUUAUUGUUAAACAAAAUGUUAAUUCUUCAAAUGUGAUAAACGUUUUGGAUAAAAAUAGUACAGUAACAGAAACACAAUCAAAUCAUCACAACCAACACAUGAAAGAUUUUACCAACAAAGUAGAUAAUAAUCAACAAGAAAAGUUACCCAUUCCAGGAACAGCUGCUUCUGGCACCCUAAUCCGAAGUGUAAAGCACACAGAUGGUUCGAUUGAACAAACUUAUUCAAAUGGUGCUAUUGUUGUAUCUUAUGCUAAUGGUUCAGUGAAAGAAAUUUUUCCUGACACUGUAACUGUAGUUGUAUCUUUAUUCAAUGGUGAUAUUAAACGAACUUUACCAGAUGGUCGUGUAAUAUAUCAUUAUGCAGCUGAUGGAACAGUUCAGAUAACUUAUCCUAAUGGAACUGAAGAGAUUACAUAUUCUGAUGGACGUCAAGAGAUUAUCUAUUCUUCUCGACAAAUAAAUCCACACAAAGGUUUACUACUACCAACGACAAUAGUCAAUUCAUCAAAAUCCUUGACAAAUGAACAAAUUUAUCAACAAUUUAACAACAAUAAUAACAGUGUUAAAGAAAUUCUGUUGCCUAAUGGUCAACGUGAAAUUCAUUCUAGUUCAGGAAUUAAAUGUCGUGUAUAUCCAGAUGGUACCACGAAGACUAUAUUUCCCGAUGGUCGACAUGAAACUCGUUACAGUUCUGGACGUUUACGUGUUAAAGAUGCUAAUGGAAAUUUACUAUUGGAUACUAGAUUACCUAUAUUGAAUAACAUUACUACUAAUCGUAAUAAUGGUAUUUUAAAUGAUAGAUCUACGAAAAUUUCUAUUACUAAUCAAUCAAGUGGUGGUAAUUUAAUCAUGAAAUCUAAUUCCUAAAUAAAUCUACAAACUCUUAAAUAGGUAAAAACCAUGCAAAAAAUUAUCUUUGUUUCAAAAUGAGAAGUGUUUACCCUAAAAGAAAGCGGCUGUGAUUUGUCUUCUUUAUUUUGUUUUUUCCCUUCACAUUUAUAACCAAAACCGUAUUUUACUUCCGAAAAAGGAAGACAGUUUACAAGCUAUCCGAAUUUUCACCUGAUUUCGUCAAAUCCCUGAGGAAUCGUCCACACGUGUUUAUAUAUAUAAUUUCCCUUAACACUAACCUGUCUGUAUAUCGAUCUAUUGUUUAAAAUUGAGAACUACCAAUCACAAUCACUUAAUAUUAUUUGCAGCAUUUUUAUUGGUUAAUUGCACACUUUCAUGUGUGUGUGUUUUUCUAUCUCUUUUUUGGCUUUUCUGAUCCAAUCAUAAUUCAGUAAAUAGAUUCUAUUUAGGUUCACAUUUAUUCUUGUUGUAUAUAUACCAUUGAAGAAAUGGUGUAUUAAAACAAAAUAUCCAUUUGACUUUUUACUCAAGUGUUUCCCUUUUUUCAUCUGUGAAACUGUAGAGUUUUGAUUUGUUUUCCUUUUUUUAAUUUUACGUUUGAAUCUUUUUCUAACCGAUCAUCUUAUCUAGAUUGAUUAUACCUCGGUUACUACUAGGUGACCAUCUAUUAUUAUUAUUCAAAAAAUUAUAUUAAAAUGAAUUGUGAGAAUCAGUUGUUUAUCUCAUACACCAUUUAGGAAAAGAGAGUGAGAGUUAUUCCUGGUUAGUUUUCAUUUCAAAUUUCUUUAUUUUGUUUCUUACUGCACAAAUAAACUCGAUUGAUUAUCUUGUAAUAGUUAGUAUUCAUUGAAAUAACGAUUGUUUUAUUUGAUA
Schistosoma rodhaini is the source of this 4784-nucleotide messenger RNA. The record is from the annotation of a GenBank genome assembly. NCBI's taxonomy places the organism in Eukaryota, Metazoa, Platyhelminthes, Trematoda, Strigeidida, Schistosomatidae.